GACAUUCUCUUACACCAUCAUUUCUGUCUGUAAAGAACAGCGUUCGAAUCGCUCUAUCUCCACUUCUCUCAAAUUACCCACGUUUUCUUGCACUGGGGCUUUAUCGAUUCUCAAGAACACACGCGUUUCUUGAUUCACAACACGCAAACAUGAAAAACAACAGAUUGCCACCUGGGCUAGUGUCCAAUCUUCAGCAAGUUCUUUUAAACAGAAAAGUAACUGAAACUGAAACUGAACAACCUAGUACAGAGCCUUCAGUUUGUUCUGAUAACGUUGAAACCAAUCAGGAUGAUGAUGAUUCAGGAAAGCCUGUUGUGUUUGUGACAAAUGCUGAUGGGAUUGAUUCACCUGGUCUUAGAUUUCUUGUCCAGGCCCUGGUUGCUCGAGGCCUCUACAGUGUCUUCGUUUGCGCUCCACAGUCGGACAAAUCUCACUCUGGACAUUCGUUGACGGUGGGAGAAUCGGUUGCUGUUUAUUCAUCUGAACUUGAUGGUGCAACUGCUUAUGAAGUUUCUGGGACUCCAGGAGAUUGUGUAUCACUAGCAUUGUCUGGGGUACUGUUUUCUUGGUCUAAGCCCCUUCUGGUAAUUAGUGGAGUCCAUAAGGGAUCAAGUUGUGGGCAUAAUAUGUUUCAUUCAGGUGCAGUGGCUAGUGCUAGAGAAGCAUUAAGUAGUGGUGUACCAUCUAUGUCAAUUUCACUUAACUGGAAAAAAGAUGAAAGCCAAGAAAGUGAUCUUAAGGAUGCAGUGUCUGUAUGUUUGCCACUAAUAAAUGCAGCUAUAAGUGAUAUAAAGAAAGGAGAUUUCCUGAAAUGUUGUUCGCUAAAUGUGGAUGUUCCCACUUCACCUUUGAAAAACAAGGGAUUCAAGUCGACAAUUAAAAGUCCGUGGAGAUCUUCAUCUAACUGGCAAGCUGUAUCAGCUAGCAGGCAGCCGUCUGCUGCACGCUUCAUGUCGAACCAACAGAGUCUUGGCAUGCAGCUUGCACAGCUUAGCCGAGAUGCCUCUGCUGCUGGUGCAGCUCGGCGCUCGACCAGUCAGCAAAAGAAUGUGGAGGUUGAUUCAGUCGGAGUUUCUAAGAAAUCUGACUUUAACCGGACUGUGAAGUACUUCAUACAAGAGCUUGUGGACAAGGAUCUUGAAGAUGCAAAUGAGGAGCUGGAUUUCAGAGCGCUCGAAAAUGGAUAUGUUGCGAUCACUCCAAUAUCCCUUGCGCCAUCUACUGAUGCAGACACCCAAAGAGCUACUUCCAGUUGGAUCGCCAGUGCCAUUGAAGAACCUCAAUAGAACCAUCAGAUUUCGACAGAAGCAGCACUUAUAUGUACAUUUAAAGAUGCAGCUACAUCAGGCUGACACUCACUAAAGCCAACAGGCCCAACGCCAAGUUGGUUUUGAGAAUGGGGGAACGUCUCUCCUAAAGUUUAGUUAGUUUCCUUACACGAGGCUUUCCAUACAUUUAUUCAGGAGUUUUGCAGCUUGGCAUGGUGUAUAAAAUGUCAAGUUGAUUGUUGUGCCUUAACUGACAUAACCUUUUUCUUAUUUUGCUUUUAUUUUUUUCUCCAUCUUUUCCCUGGUUAUUUUUUUGCCUUGAAUUGUCAGCAGGGUUAUUGCAAAGCUUUAUUUUUACCAUCAAACUAGAAUGCCUCUGUAAUAUGUGUAUAUUGGAAUCUGAAUCACGGGUUGUCCAUGCAUUUACCAGAGACAAGUCAGAUGUUGGACUGUGA
Daucus carota subsp. sativus is the source of this 1723-nucleotide messenger RNA. RefSeq lists its product as uncharacterized. The transcript is spliced from 10 exons. The record is from RefSeq and is a predicted model, not a curated record. Lineage: Eukaryota; Viridiplantae; Streptophyta; Magnoliopsida; Apiales; Apiaceae. Bases 150 to 1286 code for a protein of 378 amino acids. Gene Ontology annotation, molecular function: nucleotidase activity.